Gasterosteus aculeatus aculeatus (three-spined stickleback) is the source of this 1447-nucleotide messenger RNA. Its product is annotated as histone H3-like. NCBI's taxonomy places the organism in Eukaryota, Metazoa, Chordata, Actinopteri, Perciformes, Gasterosteidae. The record is from RefSeq and is a predicted model, not a curated record. Gene Ontology annotation, molecular function: protein heterodimerization activity; structural constituent of chromatin; DNA binding. Gene Ontology annotation, cellular component: nucleosome.
ACUCCGGCCGGUCCUUCAUAAGGCCGCUGUUCCCGCUCACGCAGCAUUCCUUCCCGAUCUGAGACCUCGGAGCGGACCGGACCGAAGCAGCAACAUGGCCAGAACCAAGCAGACCGCCCGGAAGUCCACCGGAGGCAAAGCGCCCCGGAAGCAGCUCGCCACCAAGGCCGCCCGCAAGAGCGCCCCGGCCACCGGCGGCGUGAAGAAGCCGCACCGCUACCGGCCCGGCACCGUGGCCCUGAGGGAGAUCCGCCGCUACCAGAAGUCCACCGAGCUGCUGAUCCGCAAGCUGCCCUUCCAGCGCCUCGUGCGGGAGAUCGCGCAGGACUUCAAGACCGACCUGCGCUUCCAGAGCUCCGCCGUCAUGGCCCUGCAGGAGUCCAGCGAGGCUUACCUGGUGGGCCUGUUCGAGGACACCAACCUGUGCGCCAUCCACGCCAAGCGGGUCACCAUCAUGCCCAAAGACAUCCAGCUGGCCCGCCGCAUCCGCGGGGAGCGAGCCUAGACUGACCCGAGACCAGCCGACCGCCACGCAGACCAACGGCUCUUUUAAGAGCCACGCAGACCCUCUGAGAGCCCAGACCCGCUCGUUGCUCAUACGAACACAACCACACAAACACAAUAUAUGAUCAGCUGCUCUCGGACGAUUAAUGAAGCGGAACGAAUGUUCACAGUAAUUCACACAAUGUACCGCAAUGACGGUGUCAUUGGCAUUAGCCAACGUUAGAGACCAGAGAGGUAAAACUGGCCAACCAGCAUGUUUGUUCGACCGUUUUACGUUGAAGGAGACUCAUAAAAACGGGCUCGUCUCUGAUUGGACGGUCAGAGCUACGCUCACUUUGACCAAUCAGGGAGGACUCGCGUUCUAAUAACCGGAUUGAGAGCAGUGACGUCCUAAUCUCUAUCCUAACAAUAUUAUUAUUAUGCAUAUAUCUCAUAAAUCAACCGUUGUGCUAUAUCCUUCUUUUCAACACUCAUUUAUUAUUCUAACCAUGACAUUUUUCCACUAUGCAGAUCAUCCAGAUACUAUAAGAAAAAAAACAUGUAAUUACCCUCAACAUGAAAAAAACAUGCCUCCUGAAUAACACAUAGUAACAAACCAAUAAAAAUCAUUUCCUAGAGUAAAGAGAUCUGUAAAUGACAAUAUGUCUAAUAUUCUCUCCCGACGUGUUUAACAGCCUGCGAUGUAAAAGCGCUUCUUCGUCAACAGGGACGUGUCAUGGUCGAGAAAACACUCAUUUUGUCCACAUGUGGAAACUGCUGAAAUACACCUGAUACACCUGAGAGUCAUAGAAUGAACGAGGAAAUGAAAGCACGCUCUGUCAUUGGCUGGGCUCCUGUCAAAGGGCGGAGCAUAGAUAUGUAUAUAAAGGCUAGAUGUUUCUCUGCGUCGCUGGUCAACGAGUCGAACGUCUCUCACGGCGGCCAUCUUGGUACAGGAAGUUCG